AAGAAUAACGAAGCACAGUUUUUUUCCACCUGUCAAUCGGUCAUCAGUUAUUAAAAAAAAAAAAAAAUAAAAUAAAGUUGAGAAUAAACUCAAAAAUACGUGAGUAGAAAUGGGUAAAGACGACGCGGAGACAACCGCACUGAAAAAAGAGCUGGAUGACUUAAUAAAAAAAUGCCAGGAAGAUCAGAAGAAGCAACAAGACACCACGUUGGAAGAAGCUUGCUCUUCAGUAGCAGAUGCUCCGAAAAUAAAACUAUCCACGAAGAAACUUCUUAAAGGACACAUAAACAAAGUUAACUCUGUGCAUUACAGUGGUGACAGCAGACACUGUGUGACUGGAUCAUUAGAUGGAAAAUUAAUCAUCUGGGACUCAUGGACCGGAAAUAAAGUCCAAGUAAUUCCUCUACGUUCAGCCUGGGUGAUGUCUGUCGCAUUUGCACCCUCUGGGAACUUUGUUGCUUGUGGAGGGAUGGAUAAUAUGUGUACUGUCUAUGACGUAAACAAUCGUGAUGCAACUGGGUCAGCUAAAAUAACCCGGGAGUUAUUGGGUUACGAGGGUUUCUUAUCUUCAUGCAGAUUCUUGGAUGACCAGAAAAUAAUUACUGGCUCUGGAGAUAUGAAAAUAUGCAUGUGGGAAUUGGAAUCUGGUAAGAAGACAACAGAUUUUUGCGCUCAUGCUGGAGAUGUCGUCAGUAUCAGUCUUUCUCCAGAUGGAAACAGUUACAUAACUGGAUCCGUUGACAAAACUUGUAAAUUAUGGGACAUGAGGGAAGAAAAGGCUAAACAAACUUUCUUCGGUCAUGAAGCUGAUGUAAAUUCUGUUUGUUUUCAUCCUUCGGGAUACUCUUUUGUAACAGCAUCAGAAGACAAAACUGCUCGACUGUGGGACUUGAGAUCCGACCAACAACUCGCUACAUACAAACCACCAAGCUCUAAUCCCGGAUAUACUUCUUGUGGAUUAUCUCUGAGCGGUAGAUAUAUCUUCUGCGCGAGUGACGAUAAUUCUAUUCAUAUAUGGGACAUAUUGAAAGGCCAAUACAACGGAGCUUUAGCCGGACACGAGAAUAGAGUUACUUCUUUAAGUGUAGCUCCAAAUGGAAUGGCAAUAGCCAGCUGCUCAUGGGAUCAAUAUGUCAGGGUUUGGGUUUAAAUUAAUUAAUCUAUAGAAAUGAAAUUAAUUUUCGUUAAUCACUUAUAAAACUAUUUGAGCACUUGAUAAAUAAAAUUAUUUAAUUUAAAUAA
Cotesia glomerata is the source of this 1242-nucleotide messenger RNA. It is a transcript of the gene Gbeta76C, whose product is annotated as guanine nucleotide-binding protein subunit beta-2. The transcript is spliced from 6 exons. The record is from RefSeq and is a predicted model, not a curated record. Gene Ontology annotation, cellular component: cytoplasm; heterotrimeric G-protein complex. Lineage: Eukaryota; Metazoa; Arthropoda; Insecta; Hymenoptera; Braconidae. Gene Ontology annotation, molecular function: protein binding; signaling receptor complex adaptor activity. Gene Ontology annotation, biological process: G protein-coupled receptor signaling pathway. The coding region runs from base 110 to 1150 and encodes 346 amino acids.